UAACAUUGUAAAAUCGAGUUAAUUUAAAUUUUUUACUCGACGAGAGUAACAUUGUUUACUUUACUAAAAGUACGAGUUAAUUUAUUAUAAUGUUAAUUUCGCGUUACAGGAUAGAGGGUCAACCCUUAUAUUAUUAUUACCCUUACGUUUACCAAGAUGACGACAAAUACUCAUAUUUGAAACCAUUGGAUCAUAAUUCUGGAAAAUUGGUCAUGUCUCACGAAACUUUACCGCCUACUUCUCCUUUUAGUACUCAGAGUGACAGUGAAAACUCAGUAUCCAGUAUAGAAAUACCAAAAAAAGAACUUCGUUCGACCAGUACUUUUAUCAAGAAUACGCAGCUUUUACCACAAGUACAAUGUCGUUGGAGAUCUUGUGGAAUUUUAUUUUCGUCUUUGGAUCAACUAGCUUUACACGUUACCAAAGUACAUUCAGCUAGUGGAGUUGGUGGACUAUUUUAUUGCGGAUGGGAUGGAUGUACCAGAAAUAAUAGAGGAUUCAACGCCAGAUACAAAAUGCUGGUUCACGUCCGAACACACACCAACGAAAAACCACACAAAUGCUUCCAAUGUGAAAAAUCGUUUUCGCGAGCGGAGAAUUUGAAAAUUCAUUCAAGAUCACACAGUGGCGAAAAACCUUACGUAUGUCCAGUUCCAGGUUGCAACAAAGCAUACUCAAAUUCUAGUGACAGAUUCAAACAUUCGAGAACACAUCAGGUUGAUAAACCAUAUCAAUGUAAAAUCCCAGGUUGUUCCAAAAAAUAUACAGACCCUAGCAGUUUGAGAAAACACGUUAAAACUUACAAACAUUUUGUUAACGAAAACCAAAAUACUUUAAGUGUACAGCCUAUAUUAGAGACUGAAGUAGAGGAUAGAUUGUCCAACACAGAACCUUUGUUUCGAGAAAAUGUGAUACGACACCCUUGUAAUUGUAAUAGAGCCUGUUGUAUAACUAAAUGUAUGAUCAGCAGAUCCGAACUAUUCAAAAUAGGAAAUUUAAUUGAUAUUAAAGAAAGUGAAAAUACACCUUCUUGGAACACACUUACGAAACAACCUUAUAUAUCAGAACCAAAUGACGGUAUCCUCUAUGAAGAGAUGCAAGUAGAUGGUCCUUUAGAUUUAAGUUUACACAGAAGGAAGUGCUGACUUUCAACAAUUUAUAUAACUCAGAAAUUGUAGACUGAUAAUUUUUAAUGUGUGAGUUUUUAUUUACUUAGUUGUAUCUUUGAACUGUAAGUUAAGAACUUGGCAAUGACGAAAUGUGAUAUUUUUAUUUAUAAUGUUUACAAUAAAAUUAAUGAGUAUUA
Messenger RNA from Diorhabda sublineata, 1306 nucleotides. Its product is annotated as zinc finger protein GLIS2 homolog. Gene Ontology annotation, cellular component: nucleus. Gene Ontology annotation, biological process: smoothened signaling pathway; regulation of transcription by RNA polymerase II. NCBI's taxonomy places the organism in Eukaryota, Metazoa, Arthropoda, Insecta, Coleoptera, Chrysomelidae. The transcript is spliced from 3 exons. The record is from RefSeq and is a predicted model, not a curated record. The coding region runs from base 90 to 1145 and encodes 351 amino acids. Gene Ontology annotation, molecular function: RNA polymerase II cis-regulatory region sequence-specific DNA binding; DNA-binding transcription factor activity, RNA polymerase II-specific.